Messenger RNA from Lethenteron reissneri (Far Eastern brook lamprey), 930 nucleotides. RefSeq names its product putative beta-lactamase-like 1. The record is from RefSeq and is a predicted model, not a curated record. NCBI's taxonomy places the organism in Eukaryota, Metazoa, Chordata, Hyperoartia, Petromyzontiformes, Petromyzontidae.
ACUCCAGCAUCGCGGCCACAUCCCUGCUGGCGCGCGUGCUCGCUGAGCGGGUUGCGGGAAGCAAGUACGAGGCGUGGCCGGAGCAGAAUGUGCUGCUCCCGAUGGGGAUGAGAGACGCCAACUUUUCCCCGCUCGCCCACGUGGACGCGGGCGGGCGUCCUGAGCGGAGGGGCGCUACGCGGACGGGAGGGUCCCUCCGCUCUGCAGCCUGGGCUGGUACCGUCCCGCCGGACAGAUGCUCUCGAGCGUCGCCGACUUGGCCAAGCUCAGCACCCCGUUGCUGGGCACGUCCCAAAACCCGGUCCUCACGAGGGACACCGUCAAGGUGCGUGACGUCAUUUAUGGACGGCUCCUUGGGCGCCAGCUGGGAUACACGAUCCUCAGGAAGGACGGCGAUAUCGAUGGCUAUGCUGCCACCUUCUCAAUCGUGCCGCAACUGGAGCUGGUAUUCGUGUUGCUGAUCGCAGGCAGACCUCACAGCGGCUGUGUAUGCCCAGCUGCUGCCGACCUUCGACCACGUGCUGCGUGAGGUCCCCAGGACUGCCUGGCCGGCUCCUGCGCUACCUCAGCUACUACGCCUACUCCAACGUGACCUUCUACCACAUCACCACGAAACCGGAGCAGGACAUGAUGGAAAACGGCCGCCGGAGUUUCAAGGAGCAGACGCAGACGCGACAACACCGCUUGAAGAAACGCCGAGUAAGUUUCUGACGCGAAGACAAAGGGAUAAGGGAAGUCAGGGACAGCAGAAGCAAAAUAUCAGUGAACUGCCAACAGCAGAUAACCCGGAGAGCCUGCUACAGUCAGAGCGGCAGCCAAAAGGCCCCAAAAAACAUUGUUUUUGCGAUUGUUUGGUCCUAGCAUUGAAGUGAAGCUUCUGGAAAAAUUCUGCACUUUUCACCUGAGCUACCUUGGCCUACACGUUUUCCU